Molecule: messenger RNA, 4399 nt
Organism: Aphidius gifuensis
Lineage: Eukaryota; Metazoa; Arthropoda; Insecta; Hymenoptera; Braconidae
Gene: VAChT
Product: vesicular acetylcholine transporter
Exons: 3
Coding region: 496-2253 (585 amino acids)
Biological process (GO): acetylcholine biosynthetic process; transmembrane transport; neuromuscular synaptic transmission
Cellular component (GO): neuron projection; terminal bouton; AP-1 adaptor complex
Molecular function (GO): xenobiotic transmembrane transporter activity; choline O-acetyltransferase activity; acetylcholine transmembrane transporter activity
Source: RefSeq, a predicted model, not a curated record
GGGAUGGUUAUUGCAGUGGGGUAUGAAUUUUAUCGUCACAAACGGUGGCGGGGAGUACUUACUUGGCAGACGUUGCAAAGCUUAACCGACGUAGUGACACGCCGGGACACCCCUGACAUCGGGAGCCCAUCGGUCUACGCUCGGUAGAGGACUCGGCUGAAAAGGUGGAGGGCCCAAGGACAGAAAUUGCCAAGGAGUCGUCGGGUGACUCGAGGGAUAUUGACGAUAUCACUAACGGUGUUACGUCCACCCUGACGGGUUUAUUUUCUGGUUUACCGGCGUUGGCUGGGCCCCAGCGUCUCGCCAGUUCACUCAGACAAAAAUUUUCCAACAAUUCUGGUUGUCCCCGGCCUGGCCUGAUGCGCCCCGCACUUUGAUCACAAGCGCCACACCAUCACAUUACUCGCAAAUCGUAUGUGUUGAUUAAUUGAAAUAAAUAAAUAAAUAAAUAAAUAUUAAAGUGAUAAAAAAGUUGAAAGAAAAAAAUCUGCAAUCAUGAAUUUUAUUGGUUCAAUUAAAGUACCAGUAGUUGAUUUGGAACUACGUGAGGUAAAAGAAAUAGUAUGGGAUAAAUUACAAGAGCCAAAAUCACAACGUGCAUUGAUACUUGUUAUAGUAUCAAUAGCAUUGUUGCUUGAUAAUAUGUUGUACAUGGUUAUUGUACCAAUAAUACCAGAUUAUUUAAAAGAAAUUGGUACAUUUGGUGAUCAAGAAAUAUAUCCAGCAAAUUAUACUGGACCACGAGCACAUCAUGGACAAGAUUCAGCAACUGGUUUAUUAUUUGCAUCAAAAGCAAUUGUACAAUUAAUGGUUAAUCCAUUUUCUGGUGCACUUAUUGAUAAAAUUGGUUAUGAUAUACCAAUGAUGAUUGGUUUAUGUAUUAUGUUUUUAUCAACAAUUGUAUUUGCAUGUGGUAAUAGUUAUAGUGUAUUAUUUUUUGCUCGAAGUUUACAAGGUGUUGGUUCAGCAUUUGCUGAUACAUCUGGAUUAGCUAUGAUUGCUGAUCGUUUUACUGAAGAAGCUGAAAGAUCAAAAGCACUUGGUAUUGCAUUGGCAUUUAUUAGUUUUGGUUGUUUAGUUGCACCACCAUUUGGUGGUGCAUUAUAUCAAUUUGCUGGUAAAUCAAUGCCAUUUUUAAUAUUAGCAUUUGUUAGUUUAGCUGAUGGUUUUAUGUUGCUACUUGUUAUGAAACCAUUAAAAGAUCAAAUACGUGAUAGUAAAAAUCGUGAACAAGUUGAAACAGUACCAAUAUGGAGAUUAUUUAUGGAUCCAUAUAUUGCUGUAUGUGCUGGUGCAUUAAUGAUGUCAAAUGUUGCACUUGCAUUUUUAGAACCAACAAUAUCAUUAUGGAUGGAAGAUAAUAUUACAAAAGAUAAUUGGAAAAUGGGAAUGAUAUGGUUACCAGCAUUUUUUCCUCAUGUAUUUGGUGUUAUAAUAACAGUUAAAAUGGCUAAACAAUAUCCACAACAUCAAUGGUUAAUGGCUGCUGGUGGUUUAGCACUUGAAGGUUUAUGCUGUUUUGUCAUACCAUUUUCAACAUCAUAUAUAUUUUUAAUGAUACCAAUAUGUGGUAUUUGUUUUGGUAUUGCACUUAUUGAUACAGCAUUAUUACCAACACUUGGUUAUCUUGUUGAUGUUAGAUAUGUAUCAGUUUAUGGUAGUAUAUAUGCUAUUGCUGAUAUAUCAUACAGUCUUGCAUAUGCUAUUGGUCCAAUAAUUGCUGGUGGUGUUGUUGAAGCCAUUGGUUUUACAGCUCUUAAUAUUGGCAUUGCAAUUACAAAUUUAUUAUAUGUACCAGUUUUAUAUUAUUUACGUAAUAUUUAUGAUUUUAAACCAUUUCAAGAUGAGGCUAAUGUACUUAUGCAAGAUCCACCAGAUAAAGAAUAUCAAACAUAUGUUUUACAAGAACAACGUCCAAUGUCAAGUGAUGUUGGUAAUCAUUUAACACAAACUAAAAUGGAAACAAAUAUUGAUCAAAGUAUACAAUCAACAUAUCAAUCUUCUGGUUAUACACAACAACAAAAUAAUCAAGAAUAUCAACAACAGCAACAACAACAACAAUAUCCAACAUGGGAUGAUCCACCAAAUAAUCAUUACAAUAAUCAAUCACAACAACAACAACAACAACAGCCAAGUUCACUUAGAUAUAAUGAACCAAGUCACGAAGCAAAUCCAAAUCCAUUUAGAAGACCGACGGAAACUCAACAUCGCCCGACGGGAACAAGUAAUCCCUUCAGACAGGGAAUCAACUAAAUAAUAUUUUCAUAUUAAUUAUUUUUUCAUUAAAAAUAAAAUAUCUUUAUUCAUAUGAUGAUGAUGAUGAAAAUAAAAAAAAUAUGUGACUAGUCUUCAAGGGCAGGCUUCCAAUUAUUUGCUGAUCGCGUCUACCUCGAAGAUGAUGAAAAAAAAAAAUUAUAAAUUAAAGAAAAAAACAAAUUUAAAAAGUGCAUUAUUUUUUAUUAUUUUAUAAAUUUUUAAUUAUUUAAUUUAUUGGUAUUAUCUUGAUUUUUUUUGUUUGAGUUUUUCGUGAUGCAGUGAUGUGUGAUAUUUAUUGGUGAUUAUAACUGUAUAGUGAAAAAAUAAAAAAAAGUUGAACCUCAAAUUUGACGACGCAUCAGUUAUCAAAUUGAAAAAAAUUGGUUGGAUCAAUGGAAAUAUAUAUUUAUGAAUUAUCAUCAAGAAAAAAUAAUAAAAUCAUCCAAAAUAUCCAAGAGAAAAAAUUUAUACAUAUAUUUAGGUUAAUUUGUUUUAAUUUAAUAUAUCAUUGCUCCAUCAAUAAGUUAACGUUUACGUUGAUUUUAAAAUACAAUAUAUUUAUAUUGAUGAACCAGGAUAACAUAUCAGGAACUUGAGUAUUUGAUUAUAAUUGAUUGCAAUCAGCAUCAAAAUCUAUACUCAAGGAUCCAAAAAAAUUAAUAAAUAAAUAUCUAGCAAGUAAGUAUCUUAGAUUUAGAAAAAAUAUAUAUCAAGAGAAAGAGGAUAUUCUUAGGUGCUUGAAUAAUUAUUAAUUCCAGAGAUUACUCUGGAUGAAUGAGGUUGGGGGCGUACGUGCGAAUAUUAUAAUUAAGUUUCAAGUGUUUUCGUUAAAAAAUUACACCUCUGAAACAACAAAACAUAUCUGUAUUUUUAUGAGAUUUUUUUUAUUUUUUUUUUUUGAGGCAAGUCAAAGAUUUUCAUUUUAAACAUAAUUAAAACAAUUUAAAUUGAAAAAAAAAUUUUCAAUAUAUUAUUUAGAUAUAUUUAUCUUCCAAAAAAAAAAUUAAAAAUAAUAAUAUUAAAAUAUAUAUAGUAUAUUAAAAACACAAAUCACAUAGAUUAUUUUAUUUUGUUUUUUUUUUUUUUUUGAAAAAUUUAAUAAAUUGAGGAUUGCACAGUAUUGUGUGAAAAGUCCUCACCUACUCGUCAAUACUCGAAUGCAUUAUGUAGCAAAGAAAUAAAUGAAAAAAAAUAAAAAUAAUAAUAAUAAAAAAAUAAACAAAUAAAGCUGCAUAUAUAUUAUGAAGAUAAAUAAAUGGAAAAAUAAAUUGUAAAUGCACUGGAUGCUCGAUGAUAUUGCAGUGCCUAAAUGUGAAAAAAUAUUAAAAAAUUAUAAAAAAAAAAAAGACAUGAAAACAUAUACUGAGGAAAUAUACCUUUGUUUGAUUGAAAUAAUUAAUAAUCUCGAUGUUUGAACUCCCGUUAGUCAUUAAUAAUGAAUUUUUGAAGAAAAAAAAAAUUAGAUUAUUCAUAGUGAGAAAUUCAAGUGUGUUUUCUGCAAACGAAAUUCAAUUGAAAUUUUAUUUCCAGAUAUGAAAAAUCAUAUAUAAAUAUACAGUGGCUAUAUAUCGUUAUAAAAAAAUAAUAAUGUUAUAAAUAAAUAUUAUUAUUCAAUUAAUAAUAAAUGAAAUUAUAAAAAAUAAUAAUUUGAAUAUUUAAUUUUCUCUCUUCGUAGAAUCUCUUAAAAAUUUUAUUGUAAAUAAAUAAAUUCAGUAUGAAUAAUAAAUAUUUAAAAAAAAAAUAUUCUCUUCCACGAUAUUUGCAAUUCGCCUACUGUAAUAUAACGCGAAUGUCGUGGUAAUAAAAAAUAUAUAAAAGAAAAAAAAUAAACAAAAUCUAUAUAUCAAUUAAAAAAAAAAAAAAAAACAAAUUGAAUGAAAGAAAGUAAAAAUGAAAGUAAGGUCGAUUCGAGCUUGUCUCUUUGAUUCCAUAAUAAAAAUAAAAUAAUUAAACAAAAAUAUAUAAAUUUAUAGUUAUAAAAAAAAUAAUAAAAUAAUAAUUAUGUAGAAUAAUAAAUAUUAAAUAUUUAAACAAUGAAAAAUAAAUAAAUAAAGUAAUCAGGCUCAUAAAUGUAUUUCGCUAAAAUGAAAGUCGUCGAUGAAAGUAUAUAAACCCAAGCAUAUCACAUGAAAAAAAAAUUAUA